CCCGGCGCUCGGGCCGGCCCCGCCACGCCAACUUCGGAAAAAGUUUUUUGGGGGAGACGGUGACAUCGAGGCGCGCGGCUCUGCGCCUCCCGACUCCGCGGACCUUUCCGGGAAAUGUUGCAAAAAAGCUGAGCCGGCGGGCAGAGGGAAGCGCCCGCAGCCGGCGCGGGAGGACGAGCCAGCGACCGCCGCGUUCUCGCUCCUCUCGGAGGUUGGAGUCCCCGGGGCGCCCCCACACGGCUAGACGCCUCGGCUGGCUCGCGACGCAGCCCCCCGGCCGUGGAUGCUCGCUCGGGCUCGGGAUCCGCCCAGGUAGCGGCCUCGGACCCGGGUCCUGCGCCCAGGCCCUCCGCAGCCCCCCAGCGACGGAGCCGGGGCCGGGGGCGGCUGCGCCCGGGGGCCAUGCGGGAGAGCCGCGGCGGCGGCUGCAGCGGCCUGAGCGCCUGAGCGCCGCGGCCCCGAGCCGAGCCCCGCUCCCCCCCCAGCCCCCGCCCCCCACCCUGGCCGCGGGGGCUGCGCGCUCGGUCCACGCGUCCGGGGCCCCGCGGGGCCGGGCCGGGAGUCGGCAUGAAUCGCUGCUGGGCGCUCUUCCUGCCGCUCUGCUGCUACCUGCGUCUGGCCAGCGCCGAGGGGGAUCCCAUUCCCGAGGAGCUCUACGAAAUGCUGAGUGACCACUCGAUCCGCUCCUUCGAUGACCUCCAGCGCCUGCUGCAUGGACACUCCGUAGAUGAAGACGGGGCGGAGCUGGAUCUGAACCUGACCCGGUUGCAUCCUGGAGGCGAGCUGGAGAGCUUGUCCCGAGGGAGGAGGAGCCUGGGCGCCCCGACUGUGGCCGAGCCAGCCAUGAUCGCCGAGUGCAAGACCCGCACCGAGGUGUUCGAGAUCUCCCGGCGCCUCAUAGACCGCACCAACGCCAACUUCCUGGUGUGGCCGCCCUGUGUGGAGGUGCAGCGCUGCUCCGGCUGCUGCAACAACCGCAACGUGCAGUGCCGCCCCACCCAGGUGCAGCUGCGGCACGUGCAGGUGAGAAAAAUUGAGAUCGUGCGGAAGAAGCCGAGCUUUAAGAAGGCCACAGUGACCCUGGAGGACCACCUGGCAUGCAAGUGUGAGACGGUGGCAUCUGCACGGCCCGUGACCCGAAGUCCGGGGAGUUCCCAGGAGCAGCGAGCCAAGACGCCCCAAACUCGGGUGACCAUUCGGACAGUGAGAGUCCGCCGGCCCCCCAAGGGAAAGCACCGGAAGUUCAAGCACACGCAUGACAAGAAGGCACUGAAGGAGACCCUCGGAGCCUAGGGGCAUCUGCUGGAGAGUGUGGGCAGGGUUAUUUAAUAUGGUAUUUGCUGUAUCGCCCCCAUGGGGUCCUUGGAGUGAUAAUAUUGUUCCCCUCGUCCGUCUGUCUCGAUGCCUGAUUCGGACGGCCAAUGGUGCUUCCCCCACCCCUCACGCGUCGUCCACCCUCUGCCAGCGGAGUCUCCCCUCGGCGGCCUCCAGCAUCUUACCCAGAAGCUCACGAAGGAAAUGAAGGACCUGGACUCCGUCGCUGUCACUCCCCCGGCCCAAGCAUCUGAAACGAGAGCGCAAGAGAGACCGAUGGGGUUGCUGUUUGGGGGAAGGGCUGCCUCCCCCAGCUGCCCGCCCAGGCCGCGCCCACGCGCUGUGGACUGGCCUGAAGAGGCUCCUGUGGCCCCGGCCUUCUGGGCGUGGCCUGCCUGGUCCCGGGACCCCGGCCGCUGUCAAGGGGAUGCGCAGGCCCCAGGGUACCUGGUGCUCCUGUGCCUCAGGGCGCGUGGGGAGCACAGACUGGAGGAAACCCUCCCCACGGGGCCCGGCCCAGUCACCUCCUGUCCCGUCUCCUCUGCCCCCCAUGGCUCCCUUGCACCAUAUGCAUGUGCAGUCUCGGGGGGUGUGGACCACGCCGGGGCGUGUGGCCAGAGCACGACAGCCAAGUGCCCCAGAUGGGUCAGAGGUGAAGUGAGCCCUGGAGGUCAGUGUAGCUGGUGACCUGGACGCCUGCUCCCCCGCCUGUCACGUCCUCCUCCGUUUCAUCUCUCUACCUCCACCCCGCCACCCUGCAUCUUCCUCUUCUCCUGGCCCGAUAGCCUUUUCCCCCGUGGGGAGUCCCUCAGUGAGGCCCCAGAGGACCCCCAGCCACCGCUCCAGAGGGCGGAGAACCCGGGUCCAGGACCCAGGGUCCUGCCCAUCCUAGUCCAGCCCACCCCAGCCCUAAGGGGGGUGCGGUAUGCACAUGGGGGGGCUGCAUGUGGGGGCGCUGCUCACACCCUACGCAAGGCCAAUUGUAUAUUUAUGGCAGUUCUGGCAGAUGGAGUGACGUGUCUUGAGGAAAGGGGUCCUUUUGGUAACUCACACCAUGUCGUGUAGACAGGCCGUGCCCGACCCAGCCCCUGGCUUGGAGGGGCUGAACGAGAGCGAGGGGGAAAGGGGGCAUCUGAACCCCACUUCCCUGAUUCCUCAGCUCAGCCCCCUUCCAGGCAGGUGUGAAAACCCAAGAGAAAGUCUCCAAGGGAGGGGGCAACCUUCGCUCCCCCCUCCGCACAUCUCCCCAUCUUGAUCCUUUUGCGUUUCACCUCCGGUGGCUCCUCCCAGGAAACCAGCUCAUGGGCUGGGAGUGGGGGAGACAGGGAGCUGGUCCCCAGAGCCCCCGAGGGGCGGGGCCUGCGCUCCUUCUCCCUGCCCACCUUCCACUGCACUUUCCCCCUCGCCUCCCCCAGAUCUGCUUCCUUCAGUUUGUAAAGUUGGUGAUUAUAUUUUUGGGGGCUUUCCUUUUAUUUUUUAAAUGUAAAAUUUAUUUAUAUUCCGUAUUUAAAGUUGUACAAAAAAAUAACCACAAAACAAAAGCAAACGAACCCACUGGAGGUCUGUCUGUUGGCAUCGCGCGGCAAUU
This is a messenger RNA of Talpa occidentalis (Iberian mole), 2902 nucleotides long. RefSeq names its product platelet derived growth factor subunit B (gene PDGFB). Gene Ontology annotation, cellular component: membrane. The transcript has 7 exons. The record is from RefSeq and is a predicted model, not a curated record. Gene Ontology annotation, molecular function: platelet-derived growth factor receptor binding; growth factor activity. Lineage: Eukaryota; Metazoa; Chordata; Mammalia; Eulipotyphla; Talpidae. Bases 568 to 1293 code for a protein of 241 amino acids. Gene Ontology annotation, biological process: positive regulation of phosphatidylinositol 3-kinase/protein kinase B signal transduction; positive regulation of protein autophosphorylation; positive regulation of MAP kinase activity.